This is a messenger RNA of Gorilla gorilla gorilla (western lowland gorilla), 2927 nucleotides long. Its product is annotated as breakpoint cluster region protein-like. Bases 701 to 1615 code for a protein of 304 amino acids. The transcript is spliced from 8 exons. Gene Ontology annotation, cellular component: membrane. Gene Ontology annotation, biological process: positive regulation of GTPase activity; signal transduction. Gene Ontology annotation, molecular function: GTPase activator activity. The record is from RefSeq and is a predicted model, not a curated record. NCBI's taxonomy places the organism in Eukaryota, Metazoa, Chordata, Mammalia, Primates, Hominidae.
AAAAAAAAAAAAAGAAUCACUGCUCUGUCUCUCAGCCUCCUCUUCCAGGAUUGGCCGUCGCCUUGAGGGGAAUACUGGCCUUGCCUGUCUCCAGCCCUGUACCUCUCUGCCUCCUAUGCCUUUAAGCACAUGUUUUCUAUUUGCUGGGCUGUGAAAUCUGCUCUUCAUCUGAUGGGGUUUGCUUUAUAGGUGACUAGAUCCUUUUCUCUUGGUGGUUUUAGAAUUCGCAUUUUCACAUUGACCUUAAAUAGUCUGAUUAUAGUUUGCCACGGCAAAGACCCUUUGCAUUGCAUUGUUUGGGGAUAUUUGAGCCUCCUCUAUCUAGAUGUCUAAUCUCUUGUUAGAUGUGAGUAGUUUUCAUUAUUAUUUUAUUAAUGGGCUGGCAUGUGGGCCGUGGUUCCAGGCGGGCUCAGAGGGGCAGCUGCCUGAUAUCUGGACAGCUUCUCUUUCUGUCUUUUCUUACCUGGACUCUGGGUUGCUUGUUAGCUGCUUCUGCCAGUUCUGAGUUUUCAAGGGGAGAGGGGCCCAGUGAUGGCUGUUCUUUGAAGGAAAGGGAAGAAUGUCUCCUGUUUAACAUGUUUCUAUGUUUCCAGUUACUUGGUUAGUUAGUUAGAGCCAGGGUCUCUCGCUCUGUUGCGCAGGCUGGAGUGCAAUGGCAUGAUCGUGGCUCACAGCAGCCUCCACCUUCCAGGCUCGAGCAAUGCUCCCACCUCAGCCUCUCAAGCAGCUGGGACUGCAGCUGGACCCGCAGGCCCUGCAGGACAGAGACUGGCAGCGCACCGUCAUCGCCAUGAAUGGGAUCGAAGUAAAGCUCUCGGUCAAGUUCAACAGCAGGGAGUUCAGCUUGAAGAGGAUGCCGUCCCAAAAACAGACAAGGAUCUUCAGAGUCAAGAUUGCUGUGGUCACCAAGAGAGAGAGGUCCAAGGUGCCCUACAUCGUGCGCCAGUGCGUGGAGGAGAUCGAGCGCCGAGGCAUGGAGGAGGUGGGCAUCUACCGCGUGUCCGGUGUGGCCACGGACAUCCAGGCACUGAAGGCAGCCUUCGACGUCAAUAACAAGGACGUGUCGGUGAUGAUGAGCGAGACGGACAUGAACGCCAUCGCAGGCACGCUGAAGCUGUACUUCCGUGAGCUGCCCGAGCCCCUCUUCACUGACGAGUUCUACCCCAACUUCGCAGAGGGCAUCGCUCUCUCAGACCCAGUUGCAAAGAAGAGCUGCAUGCUCAACCUGCUGUCGUCCCUGCCGGAGGCCAACCUGCUCACCUUCCUUUUCCUUCUAGACCACCUGGAAAGGGUGGCAGAGAAGGAGGUGGUCAAUAAGAUGUCCCUGCACAACCUCGCCACUGUCUUUGGCCCCACGCGGCUCUGGCCCUCCGAGAAGGAGAGCAAGCUCCCUGCCAACCCCAGCCAGCCCAUCACCAUGACUGACAGCAGGUCCUUGGAGGUCAUGUCCCAGAUCCAGAUACCUAAUAAGAUGCUGGAAUGUAAUCCCUGGACAAUCCGUGUCCUGGCAGCAUUUGGUCUUCCUCUAAGCGCCUGGCUCCGCUGUUCUCAGGAGUGGGUUCUGAAGUCUCUGGAGAACAGGAUCCGUGGAGGGUUAGGAAGGGGCCAGGCCUAGAGAUGGGAGACUCCCUCCCGGAGCAGGUGGAGGCACAGGACCAUUCGCUACCCUAUCUGCCGACACCUGCGGGGGAGCCCAGGCAUUCUUUGUAAGCCCUCCUGACCACCUGGCUCAAAGAAAACAGAAGCAUGGAGGCCGCCAAGUAUUUUCAAGAAAUAAUCCCUUGAACAUGGCAUCACUUUUUUAGAAAGAGGGGCUUGGGGCAGGCAGAGGAGAGAAGGGAGAGCAAACUGAGAGCCAAGUUUCCAGACGGUCCUGCAGGAGGAGAGGAUGCAGCUGCCCAGAGGGAAGCAGGAUCACAUUUAAGGAAGUGUGUGGGGUCCCUGGAUGACACCAGCACCCAGUGGGGCUCUGUCUGGCAACCGCUCCCAAGGUGGGAGGAGUGGGUGUCCCCUGUGUGUCAGUGGGCAGCUCCUGUUGAACCCGCAGCUCACUGGGGAGCCUGACAGUGGGGCCAUGCGCCUGACACUCCUCUCUGCUUGUGGACCUGGCAAGGCAGGGAGCAGAAAACAGAGCCACUUGAAGGCUUUCUGUCUGCGUCUGUGUGCAGUGUGGAUUUAGUUGUGCUUUUUUCUUGCUGGGAGAGCACAGCCACCAUUUACAAGCAGUGUCACCCUCAUGGGUGGCAAGGACAGAACAGGAGCCUCUGCUCUCUGUACCUAUCUGGGCCCGGUGGGCUCCCCUGUCCUGGCUUCCAUCUCUGUCUCAGCGACCAUUCAGCCCUGCACAGGAACACAUAUUGCUUAGAAAAGCCAAAUCCAGCCCUUGUCUCUGCCUCCUCUGGUCUCAUGAUGUGCAUCUAUUACCUUGAAACUGGAAACCAGUCUAUCAAUGUCUGUGCCAAUUUUUUAUUCCCUCCCCAACCUCCUUCCCCAUACGACUUUUUAUUUAUGUAAGAUGUGUGCUGUCUAAUGAUGGGAUGACCACACUUUUCCAUGUUCUAAAAGUGCUCCUCUCCCGCAGGGUCCCAGGGCUGGUGGUUGCUUUGGGUCUACAGCUACGUCUUACCCACCUCCUGCCUCAAAAGCCUGUGUGGUGGCAAAGCCGGUGUGGGGCUGGGGAACGCAGCGUUCUCCAGGAGGGGGACCCGGCUCUCCUUCUGCAAUGCAGGCAAAGGCCUAGAUGCCAGUGUGACCUCCCACAAGGCAUGGCUUCCAGACUCCCCGACCAGAAGUGAUGCUGUUUUGCCUCGGGCCCUGGGUUUGAAGCAGCCUGGCUUUCUCUUGGUAAGUGGCUGGUGUCUUAGCAGCUGCAAUCUGAGCUCAGCCACCUACCCACCACCGUGGCCGACACUUUCAUUAAAAAGUUU